UAAUGAAGAACUAUUAUCAUUUAAAUUUGCAACACCAGAAGCUCAUGUUAAAUUGCUAAGGUUCGAUAUGUAAUUAAUUUAAUAUUAGUAACCCUUCAAUUUAUGAUAUCGAUUUAUUUAGAAAUCAUGGAGAUACUAUUGGAGAGUAAAUAGAAACACCAUUCCUUAGUUUAGAUAAUUAGUAUCUAGAUGAAAAAUAAUUAGAUAAUGGUAGGAUAUGGGCAGCUAUCAUUAGAUUGUGUAGGAUUACCAAAACAUCCAAAAUUGAAUGAAAUACUCAGUGUUAAUUUAUUAGAUAAUACCUUAGACAUAUAUUACACAGAUAUAUUGUCAUUACCUUAGUUUGAAAAGUAAAUUAUUAAUUAUCUAAAUAGGAUAUUUCUAUUGACUGAUGAAUUAGAAUUGAAAUAAGUUAUAAUAAAAUAUAAUGAGACUUAAUAACCCUAAUGGAAUGUUGAAAUUAAGAACACUUCUUAUUCUCUUAAAACACAAUAUCCAUAACAAAUCAACUAUACAAAUGCUUAUUUUGCUUGUUUUAAUGCUAAUCAAGAGAAAUGUCUAAUAUUAUCCAAUUAUGGAGGUAUCUGGUUAGACAAAAAUUCUGAAAUAGAGUAACCAAUUCUUACAGUUGAACCAGUCAUUUAAUAAUCUAAUGAUUUAUAUAAAGUAAGUGUUUUUGAGAAAUAUCUUGCUAUAGCCAAUGGAAAUGCAGGAGUAGAUUUGUAUCAAUAUUAAGAUAAUAAACUCUAAUAUAUUUUAAGAAUUAGUUCUAAAGAUUUGAAUUAAACUUCAAUUAAUAUCAUUUCUUUAAAAUUAACUUAGAAUCGAUUAAGUAUUUUAGAUGAACAUACAGGACUCUACCUUUUUGAUAUAAUUGAUUAAUAAGUUUCAUUAUUGCUCAGUCUCCCUUAUUAAAGAUGUGUAGCAUUUGAUCAUAGUGAUAACACUUAUUUAAUUGUUGCUGAAACACCUAAUAAUAUUGAAUAUAUGAUGGAAAUCUUUGUUUUACCAGCUACUAAAGAAUAUUACAUAAAUAGAAUUUAUGUUAAUGAUUUCUCAUUUAGAGAUAUAUAAAUUGAUGAUGAUUAUGCUAUCAUUAUUGGAGAAGAUGUACACUUAGUUAUUAGACAUUCAAUAUUUAAUGGUUUUAUGAAAAAUAAUACUGAUCUUGUUAAAACCUUUUUUGAAGAUGAACUUAUUCGUUUUGAAUAUAUUGAAAUGAAUCAAACUAUUCAAACUUAAUAUGUUGAAACAUCUUAUUAUAUUGGAUUAUCAAAAGGUUCAUUACACAUUUGGAGAUUCAAUGAUUAUAAUCCUGUAAUUAUUUGUAGAUUCUAAUAUGGAACUACAUAAAAUUACACUAUUAGAGCUAAUUCUUCCAAAUGUGAGAAUCACACUAAUACAGAUUUAUUUGAACAAUGUCAAAUUACUUAAUAAUUUGUAAUUUUAGCAUCAGGACCUUUAUUAGAAUCAGAUUCCAAUUAUAUAAUUAUUGUAGUAUGUGUUUUUGCAGUAAAAUUAAUUUUAUAUAUUAUAGAUUUUUAUUUUAGUCAUUUUAAUAUUAUUGUACAAAAAAGGAAGAGCAUUAGCUAAAAAAAUCUAAGAUUUAAAGAAAUAAGCAGAAGAAUUAAAGAAAUAUGGUCCUUUAGAAGUAGAAUCAUAAUCUAUGGGAAUUGAAAUAACAUUAAAAAAAAAUUGA
This is a messenger RNA of Paramecium pentaurelia, 1699 nucleotides long. Lineage: Eukaryota; Ciliophora; Oligohymenophorea; Peniculida; Parameciidae. The record is from the annotation of a GenBank genome assembly.